This is a messenger RNA of Brassicogethes aeneus, 875 nucleotides long. Lineage: Eukaryota; Metazoa; Arthropoda; Insecta; Coleoptera; Nitidulidae. The record is from the annotation of a GenBank genome assembly.
CUCAAAGCCUACUACCUGCGACUAUCUAUAUAUUUGAUAUUAUCUAUUGAGUACCUAGAGAUUCAACCAUAAAAAAGUUCAAGGCUGUCCCCAUCCGAACGGUUAAUAAACUUUGUACCCACUUAUAUAUCAUUAUUGGUAAGAAAUCGUAUGAAACUGUACAAAAAAAUGAAACUCUUCUACGAUUUACUGUCGCAACCUUCUAGGACUUUGUUUAUUUAUUUAAAGUUGAACAAAAUACCCUUUGAGGCCUGCCCGGUGGCUUUAAGAAAGGGCGAGCAUUUAACUGAAGAUUUCAAGGAAAAAUGCAGCAAGUUUGGAAAAGUGCCAUUUAUCCACGAUGGCGAUUUUCGCUUAACCGAAAGUGUUGCUAUAGUGAGAUACUUAAGUGAGAAAUACAAUGUGAAUGAGCCUUUAUACCCAAAAGAUGCCCAAUUGAGGGGCAAAAUUGAUGAGUAUUUGGAAUGGCAACACCACAAUAUCAGGGCCAACUGUUCUAUGUAUUUUAUAAUGAAGUGCAUUGAACCGCUAUUCAAAGAAGUUCCCGAUAAAAAAUUGGCCGCUUUUAAAAAGCGCAUGGAAAAAUCUUUGGUAGAUAUUCAAGAAUUAUUCCUGAAAGAUCAGGAAUACUUAGCUGGGAACUCUUUUACAGUAGCUGAUAUUUUUGCUGCUACAGAAAUUGAUCAACUAAGGGCCACUGGGUAUGAUCCCAAAGAUAACAGACCCGUUUUGGCAGCUUGGUUGGAUAGGGUUAAAUCCAAUUGUGAGCCGUACUAUUCAGAAACGCAUGAGAUUGUUGAAAGAUUUGCGAAAAAAUCGAAACUUUAGAAUUAGAAUUUUUUUCUUCAAUAUUUUUUAAUUGGCUUUAGCUAUAU